AUGAGCUCCCCCUCCCAUCCCCCUAAUCCAUCCCCCUCCCAGUCCCCCUCCAACCACACCAACCAGCAGCCCUAUGCCAGCGCCAGUAGCUCAGCCCCUUCCCCGUCCCCCACCCGGGGGUCUUUCUCCCAACCCCCCUCUCACCCUGCCACCCCAAAUGCCUCACAGCCCUCUUCCCGGGCCUCCUCCCUGACCCCUGGCCCUCACGUCCAGCCUCGAGGGUCUACCCAAAGCGUCACUCCCCCCACCUCCAAACCUCCCUCCCAAUCUUGCUUAAAAUCUCUCUCUCGACACUCUUCCCAAACCCCCCCUGUGCCCGGCGCCCAGUCCCCAUCCCACAGCCCUGCACCCUCGGCCUCCUACAUCGGGCCCAUUCGGGGCAUCCCGCCCUACAUCGCCCCCUAUGUGCCCCACUUCCUGAAGGAGCCCCCCUUCUUCCAGCCUCCUACCUCACCACUCCCCCAAACCCACUGCUUCCCCUGCCCUUCCCAGAACCAAGAGCGCGCCCCCCCUGCAUCUCUCUACUUCCCUCUCCUCCCGCCCCCUCCCCACCACCCGGUCAGCUGCUCCUACCCAACUCCUCCCGCUCUGUUCACACCCCCCUCCUCUCUCACGUACACCCCGCCCUUGGAGGUCCUGGUGGGCGGGAAGCCGCACGUGGUCCCCACGGUGCUGCCCGCCACCUUCUACACCCCCUUCUCCCGCUACUACGCCCAGCCCCGCUCCUACCGGUCCACACACCGCCACCGUCCCGGCGCCUUUCCCCUCUCCUCACUCCCCAACGGGCCGUACGACGGCACCGGCCCCUCUCCCCACUUCUAUCGUGGGUCCUAG
Messenger RNA from Mesoplodon densirostris (Blainville's beaked whale), 834 nucleotides. RefSeq lists its product as uncharacterized. The record is from RefSeq and is a predicted model, not a curated record. Lineage: Eukaryota; Metazoa; Chordata; Mammalia; Artiodactyla; Ziphiidae. The transcript has a single exon. Bases 1 to 834 code for a protein of 277 amino acids.